UACCUCAAAUACCUCCUGUCAACAAGUUCAGAAGACACCCGCUAUGGAGUCCAAGAUUAAGACCACUACCAAGCCCACAAACAAGCCGUCUACAGCUGAUAAGAUCAUUGAUCAGAAUAAAAAACUAAGAUCAACUUUAAGAACAGUCAAAAUGGACAAUAUUCAACUGAGCAGAAAAUUUGAGGCUCUUCAUUCAACAAUGAAUUUACUGACCAAACAGUUGAAAGAGGAAAAGUAUAAGAAUUCUACGCUUACUGAGAAAUUUAAUAAGGAGUUGUUAGAAGAUGAGGAUUGCCAAUGCAUUAUUUGUUAUGGAGUAUUCAUAAAGCCAUCAUUGCUUAGUUGCUCACAUAUGUUUUGUGAAUGGUGCAUUGACAAAUCAUUAGAGAGAUACAAUUAUUGUCCAGCAUGUCGAGUUGUGGUGGUCAGUUAUACGCACUGUUUAAAUAUGAGCAACUUUAUUCAAAGAAAGAUGGCACUGAUGCCUGAAAAAUUUCAAUUGGCAUACAAAAAUUUAUCAACAAUCCGAGCUGAGGAAAAACAAUUAAGUACGGAGAUUCGUGAACAGCGUAUGCGUCUCGAAUACAUCACUAUGCAAUUGAAUGGACAUCGCUCAACUUAAUAUUUAUCGCUGUAUAAUGUGCACUGGUAAAUUUAUUUCAA
Molecule: messenger RNA, 663 nt
Organism: Diuraphis noxia (Russian wheat aphid)
Lineage: Eukaryota; Metazoa; Arthropoda; Insecta; Hemiptera; Aphididae
Source: RefSeq, a predicted model, not a curated record